Molecule: messenger RNA, 8856 nt
Organism: Ostrea edulis (European flat oyster)
Lineage: Eukaryota; Metazoa; Mollusca; Bivalvia; Ostreida; Ostreidae
Exons: 2
Coding region: 5606-6658 (350 amino acids)
Source: RefSeq, a predicted model, not a curated record
CCUAACGUGUAAUAAUUUAAGAUUACUGUUAUUAAAGUUUAUUCACCUUCUAAUAUUUCUGAUCAAGCGCGAUACCCUACUUCCGAUCGUUGAAGUACAUCGGCCUGAUAUUCAAUACGGAAUUUUAUUCGAUUAAUUGUACAUGUGUUCACCUCAGCAGAAAAUUGAAUGUUUAGAAGAGAUAUCAGUUUUAUUGAAUACUGUUGAAUUGGAUCAAUUUAAAUAUCAUACUUCACUUCGCUGUGUUUCACGCAUUUCGAUGGAAAUCUAUCGGUGUACUGCAGGUGAAUGACUUUGAUCAGUUUGACAGGAUAACUCAUUUUAAAAUAGAACGGAUCUAGGGGCGCUGUUUUGAGAAAAUUCGAACCUUGAUAUCGCAUUUAUAUCUUGUUUUAUCAUUUCAAUUGUUUGAUCCUAAAUAUGGAAAUCGUUUGCAAUUUUGGUCAGGUUAAGAAUACCUGUUUGAAUUUCCGUCCCGCCAUACCCGAAAGAGCAUAGCGAUAAUGUAAUAUAACUUAUAGUGAAAUCAGAGGCACCCGCUAAGCACUGCAUAAUUUUACAAACACUUAGAUAGAAUUUCAGCAAUCGCACAAUGUUAAAUGUUUUAUCCUUUAUCAUAACAUGUAACCCUUCUCUUAUGAAUUUAUACAUAGAAAAGGAUGGUUACGUUCGCUUUUAAAAAUUAUGUAAGUACCAUGAAAAGGUGAAAAUAAAGAAUUAUAAUAAAUCUCAUACUUUCUAUAAGGAAUACAAAAAUAAAGAGUUGGGCAAACACUGACCCCUGGACAUACGCGUACCAGAGGUGGGAUCAGGUGCCUUAGAGGAGUAGGCAUUCCCUAUUGACAGGUCACACCCACCGUGAGCCCUAUUCAUGUAUCUUGAUAAGGUAAACAGAGUAAUCCGUAGUCAAAAUCAGUGUGUAAAAGAUCCAAUGAAUACCGUACCACACAGUCUUUCCCAGUAGUUUUGUAAUCGUGUAUAUACAUUCCCUUUAGAUUUACUAAAACGGCUAUGGGUUUUCCGUUUGUUUGUUGUUGUUGUUUUUUCUUUUUGUGUUCUAUAUCGAAAUCAAUUUAUUACUUUAUAACUUUUAUGUUAAUAUUUUUAAAAAAAAAAAAGGGGGGGGGGAUUGUUCCCCGCUGUUGAUUCAUGGCUAGGUCAGUUAUUACACCUACAUAUGGUGUUUAUGUCUAUCAGCGGAUUCGAUAAGCACGAGCAUAUUCUGCGUAUGAUCAGUUUUUAAGUUGAGGCAGACUAAAAAAUAAUUCGAUGUUACUGGGGUUUCAACAGUCUCGUUUAAAGUAUGCAUUUCUUAAAUCAUAAGGUCGUUAUAACGAUGUGAUUUGCCAUUGGGUCAAAUGCUGUCUGACGUGUUUCAUAUACAUUGUUUGGCUGUUCUUUGCUCACUGAUUUUGACUACGGACACUAGGGCUCGUAUCAUUUUUAUUUAAGUUAAGAAAAUCUAAGAUAUGAAUCUGCUUAUAAAGUUUCUUUAGAAUUAUGCAGAGGUCAAUUUCAGGUAAUGUUAAUUUUCGAAAUGCAAGCGACGGUUAAUCGGUAAAUGAAAUGUGAAAGAUAUUUUGUUUUUCUUCAAACAAGUAACAUAUUUCAAAAAAGUUAAAAGUAAUAUUGGAUAUCGAAAUUUACCACUUUUGCAAUAAAUAAUAAAAUAACUACACUCAAAAACGUUUUCAUAGUCGAUAUAUUGCUGGGAUUAAUUGAUUCAGUUGCAAAACUGGACGAAAUGGCUGUAUCUAUUUUCUAUGUUUAAAUGUAUAAAGGAAAAGUUCUAUGUCGCGACAAUUAGACAAAUGUGUAAAAGCUUUGAAACUUGUCGAAAUAAUACUCUGUUGGACUCGGUGCUUCAUACGCUGUUAAAAAGGUAAGGUCUCACAAGCAAUGCAAAAUAGAGAGUUGGACAAACACGGACCCCUGAAUAUACCAGAGGUGGGAUCAGGUACCUAGGAGGAGUAAGCAUCCCCUGUCGACCGGUCACAAUCUAGUUUUACCACUAACUGUUAUGCUUCAUGGUUAACCCCCAUCCCCGCUUUGCUACAAACAAUGCGUGAGAAUUGAUAAAUGUAUAUAUUCGAUCGCAAAAAAUGAUUGUGUUCGGGUAACAGCCUAGGAGUAUAAAAUGUUUCCUGUAAUACUGAUUUUUUAUUUAAAAGUCUACUUUUUAUUGAGGAAAGUUUCACAUUUAUAAGUAUACUUUUUACGGAGGAAAGCUUCAAAUAAAUCUACUUUUUACCGAGGAAAACUUUACAUUUAUAAAUCUACCUUUUACGGAGGAAAACUUUACAUUUAUAAAUCUACCUUUUACCGAGGAAAACUUUACAUUUAUAAAUCUACCUUUUACGGAGGAAAGCUUCAAAUAAAUCUACUUUUUACCGAGGAAAACUUUACAUUUAUAAGUAUACUUUUUACGGAGGAAAGCUUCAAAUAAAUCUACUUUUUACCGAGGAAAACUUUACAUUUAUAAAUCUACCUUUUACGGAGGAAAACUUUACAUUUAUAAAUCUACCUUUUACGGAGGAAAGCUUCACAUUUAUAAAUCUACCUUUUACGGAGGAAAACUUCACAUUUAUUAGUCAUAGAGAAUUUUUCGAAAUGAUAGCCAUCAGGUCGCACACACUAGCACACACUUUGAUGUAUACAGUGAACUAUUCUAUGACCGACCCUACAUGUAUAAGGCAAAUUAAGCUUCCUCCGUCAGUACAGUAUAUGGUCACGUGGAAAAGGAAACUUUAAAAUGAUGUCAUCGGAUGUAUUAUCAAGCUACGCCGCUUACCAACUGCAUACUUCAUAAAGCACAUGCCGGCAUAGCUGCAAAAAUGUAGCCCUAUCCAAUUUUUUUUUAUUCUGACGUUUUCGGGAUAGGGCUAUAAUUCCAUAGGAUCUCCGUAAUGGUGCAAAAUAAUUUUAUGAAUAAUCGAUAGUAAACUCUGUGUAUUAGUCCCAAAUGUUGUUUACACCAAAAGGAGUACCAACUUUGUGCUCGGGCAUGUCUAAUAAAGGUGUUUUUCAUUAAAUAUAAUGUACAGCAUGCACAAUUCUUCGUCUGCUCCGCCAUGCUUGUUAUCGCGAGAUCUCGUGGGUGGAUUUAAUGAAAAACCUAAACAUGGACAAUCAGCGCGAAAAUGUAGUUACUCGACCCACUUCGACAAAGAAAGGAAAAUCAUAUUGUUGCAGAAAGAAUUUACACUCUGCUGUUCGGUUUUUAACUUGAUAUUAAAUUCAAACCUUUUCAAUACCGACGAAAUAGCUUUCGCCUCCAUACUUGUCCAUUGAUGUAAAUACUACCUUAUAUGACAUAUGCAAAUGACUUGACAAUCGGAAGUUGAAAUUUCAGUACAUAUAACAUGGCGCACAAAUAUGAAUGGAGAAAUUGGAAUUUAUCGAAAUUGUUGAAAACGGUAGAAUAGAGCCUCACAAAUCUUAAGUUGCAGGUUGUAAAUUUAUAUAUUGACUAAGAAACAUAGAAUAUCAUUUUAUUUACAUAUAGAAAGUCAGGAAAUGUUUAGAAUGAGCGCAAAUGUUGCGGGAGUGAAUCACUCCCGCAUUUGCACUAUUACGGAGAUCCUAAGGAGUUGUAGCCCUCUCCCUAAAAAAAAAAAAAAAAAAAAAAAAAAUCAGAGAGGGCUACAUUAUUGCAGCUAAUGCCGGCAUGGAGCGUUGCUCUUCAUCUGCAAAAAUAAGAAUUUUCAUAUUUGAAUUAUAAUUUCAUUUAUGUCGGAAUAUGCCCAGUCGUUUAAUUAGACGUGCUAUAUUUAUCAAGAUUUUUCACAUUCAAUUGGGAUUUAAUGAACGCCGUAUUGGUCAUGAAGAAAUGACUCGCAAUUCAAUUGAUAAAGAUAUUGAAGAUAAAACCGUUGUAAAUGUAAAUAUAGGAAAUCUAACACCUUAAGGAAAGUUUUUACGAUAUGCAGUAUUCUCUCUUUCUUACAUUAAACUAUGUUUCAUUAUUUCCAAUUCAUGAAUAUGUAUAAAACAUUCCUUGCCUAUCCUCUACCUAGUUCCCAUACUUCUGUGCACGGACCUUUCAAGUGAAAGUCGUCUCACAAAUUUUGCCGGUAGGGACAAUCAUUUGUUUAAUAAAGAUAUAAUUUCAAAGAUAAAGCCGCCAUUACGAUAAUUAAAACAGACAGUUUGGCAGUUAUAAAGUGAUAAUAUUUAAGAUAGUCCAUGCAGUAGCAGAACAGACACAAAUUACGUUAACAGAACUGGAUACAGGACAGGGUUGAUGACGGGAUCUCGCCCUGUCUCCUGUCACUUCCGGGAAAAGCCAUCCCAUGACCAAGAUAAAAGGUCGAUAUUUCCCGGUUAUUGAAAAUUGGGUCCAUGUGAAUGCCAAUUACAUAUAAUUUACUAAGUUUAGAUUUUUAAAGAAUAUUUGUAUUUUGUUAUGAAAUGGGGUAUAGGUAAACCCGUGUCGAGAAACUUUUAAAAUAUUGAUACAAGUACAAGAAAUGAUAUCGAGACAUUUAUCUUACUAAUGGCAAUUGCUCUCAGCUCUCUAACUGAAAUUAAUUCUUUUCUUUUUCCCUGACAUCAAAAUGAUCAUGCGCUAUGUCUUUGAUGGGUGCAUUAAUGCAUCAUCUAAUGAGAAAUAUCGAUUAUCAGAUACGUACAAGGAUGCGACCAUUGGGGCGCUGUAAUAUAUCACUGCAAAAUGCCGAUUGCAAGAAACAUGACUUAAAAACAAAGUGUUUACACAGCAUGUAGGUCAGGGGGGAAACAAAGGAUUGCAUGCAUUAUUGAAAAUGAAAAUUGUGUUUCCCAACAGAAAUUGCAAUUAGAUUAAUUUCUUUUCUUUGAUGGAAAGCUAUUAAUUAUUCAUUACAUCGCUUUCUCAGACAAAAAUUCCACCUUGAUCCCGUGCAUAGUGCCCGUUUGGUUUCUCUCAUGCAAAGCUUUUUUUGUAUUAAUCAAUCAAGGUAUUGCACUUUGAAACGAUAGCAAACAUACACUGAUAACUGGAUUCGUAUAAAACCUUAUGACUUUUAAGGACACGAUUUACAAUCUGCAACGUUAGUCAGUCCUUAACACCUCACAACUUUUUCCUUUUUCCUGUUAGUGGAAUCUUUCAAGUUUCUUUAUCAACUAAGAAUACUUCAUGUUUUGGAUUACAUGCGAAAUUGCCAUAAAUUUGAAUUUCUUACCUAUCCAAGAAUCUCCAAAUUCACACCGACCUUUGACUAAAGAGAGAAGUGGGACUGUAGUUUGGAUAUUGGGAGAAAAAUAUUGAAAGUUGGAUCAAGUCAGCGUGAAGUUUUGUCAAUCAAUAUUCUUUGUGUAUUGGAUAAACAUUGGCUCUAUACGCGGCUGGUGGAAGUGUCAUAGACCCGCCUUCCUGGGCGGCAAGAACCCGACCUUGACCGAACAUUAUCCACACGCUCAUUUCACGUCACAGUGCAUGUUCAAGGUUUACAGAACUACACGGCCCAGUCUUAUCGAUAGUUGAUCAUUCAAAGUAUAAUAGCUCACACAGAUCUAUUGAAUACAAAUGGGAAUGCAUUUAAAUAGUCUACCUGUGUAGAUAUGAUACGUUGAAUAGAUUAUCAUAAUAAACUCUUUAUGACAUACCCACGCAUGCGCCGUUAAGAUGAAAUCGGAAUCCAAUCCAAUGACGCGAACUAAUCGUUUUGAAUCAGUAUUGAAAAUACCGGCAAACAGCUCGGACGGGAGAUUUAACUCGAGACCGGCGACAACACUUAAUUUCCGCCGAAGAACAAGUGUGACUUUUGAUAUUGGAUCAAUAAGGGAAAUUGAAUUCAGCAAUGAGAACAGGUACUAUACAAAAACGGACAGUGACACUCAUUUAAGGAGGAUGAGUGCCCCGGAACUACCACCAAUACAGGACAAAGCCCGGAAUUCUCCCUUACCCACUUAUCACAGCAGUCGCUACAUUCGCAGUAAAAGUAGCAAACCAAGCACAAACGCCAGCGACAGUUCUCACAGACAGCGCUUUGCCAAGUCUCCAUUCAGUCAAGAAUCGUCUGAAUCCAGCAACAGCAAUGGUAAAAAACUGACUAAUGGAUAUAUUCUGAGGUCAAAAACUUGGGUUCCAUCGGAGCAGACUAACACUGCGUCCACGACAAGUACUUUGAAAUUGGAAUCUAUCGAGAAGAAAGGUAAGAUGAGCACGCCCAGGUCGACAAAGAACGGAUUUCGUACCCGGUUAUCGUCCAAAGACAAUUCCCUUUCGAGUGGAAAUAACAAUACCGCACAACUUAAAAAGAAACAACUCACGCAUUGUCAGAGUGAACCUAAGAUUUCUCCUCUGUCCGACUACACUGCGAACCGACAAAAAGUGACUUUACGGCAAAAAUCUCGAACGAACAAUAGUGUGAAUAACAAAGUGCUUUCUGUGGAUAAAACGGACAACCUGACCAGGAACCGGUAUAUCAAUGGUACUGUGAACGGUAUGAGGCGGUACAGCUCCACCAUCCAGCUCAUACCACAAAAACAUGUUAAUUACGAGGAUUUCGAGGAUGAUUCGGGCUCGGAUUCUGACAAAGAUCAUAUGAUUAUAAACUGGCUGAUUGGGGUGGAUAAUGUUCAAGCAGAGGAAAUACCGGAGCCGGAAAUCGAAUAUCCGGACGAACCCCCUCAAACGGACACUGCAUUACACAUAGUAUAUGGUGGAGACUCAUGAUGACAGUCUCAGCUUCCUAAACAGGAAGUGUGAUACGUCGUGAUGCAUUUAGAACCUUCAGAGAUGAUCCGAAAAGUUCCGGGAGGUUUACUGGUUGAAGCUUAUCUGUGAUAUGAUACUGUGAUGGGAUUAUUAGGUGUUUUUGGUGCUUUGAAUCGAAUACAGAAGAUAGAGGUUUCGCUUGUGCAAUAUAUUUGUAUGAGAGACUUGAUGCAUUAUGAAAGUCAUCCACGAUAUUCAUUUAAGUUUAUCUUUGAAACUGUUGUAUUAUUGUACAUGCAUGUAAAAUCUGUCAAUUUUGAGAGGUAAUGUCAGUCCUAAAAAAUCUAUCCAUUUAAUCCUUUCCCACCAAUUCGAAAUUCUUGGGAAUGUUAGAUCAAUAAUGAUUUAUAUUUUCUUUCUUUAUUUUCUCAAAUUGGAGCUGUAUAAUGCGGAAUUAUGUAUAUUGCAUUGUUGCCUAGACGUAAGCAAAAUAUUUUAAUUAUAAAUCGAAACACAGAGAAAUAGUUUACCCUACUUUCGUUCAUGAAUGGGACAUUGUGAUUUUUCGUCCCAUAAGUGGUACAUUUGUACUCUAUAAAAUCGAAUAGAUCAACAUUUUUCCUGUUUACACCUUAGAAAAGAAAAUACCACUACGUAUUCGUAUUUUGUAAUAACUUUUUACACAGUUUUAAAAGUUGUGUAUAAAUUUGAUAUUCCAUUCCAUUAAAUCAGAAGUUGAUGAGAUGACAAAUUUUAAACAGACAAUAAAUCGAUCACGUCGAUAACACGGGUGUUUUGACCCCACCGGGGGGUAAUUAAAACGAUUCAUUCAAAACUAAUUAGGGCGAGCAUUGUUCCCUGUUAAGUCUAGAUCUGCUACGUCAGUCGACAGGUUUUGUCCAACAAAACUCGCUACAGUAAGCUCAUUAAUUUAAAAUCACGCUAAUGAAAAUCCUCUUGAAUUCUGAAAAGAACUUUCAUUUAAAAUCAAACGGUAAUCUGCUUAUUACUCUGACCAGUUGGUCGUGGCAGAAUCAGGAUUUGGGUUUUCCGUAUUUCGCCGCGCGUAAGGAAUGAACCAAAAACCAUAGAGUUCAUAAGAGGGUAUUAAAAAAGUGCGUCAUAAAAUUCAUUUACCCGCUGAACAUACCCUAAAAUAUCUGCUUUAACUUUCCCCCUAAAAUACAAUUAUACAUCUGUAGUUAUUGAGGGUUGUAUUGACGAUCGACCGCAUGGUAUCUACAUAUGUAAAAUUUCUCCGUUACCGUGUGAUGUCCCCUCCUUCACAGAUCCGACCGCUUUUCUGUCAAACAGAAGUUUAUUUUUAACCCAAAACUUAUGUCUGUAUACUGUGUUUUGUGUGAAACCAUAUGUAAUUUAUUUUCGUUUUAUGUUUUUUUUUCAGUAUACAGUAAAAUGUAUAUGUAUUAUUCCAUUGUGCCAAUUUACUUUUAUCCGCUUGCAUUUAUAUUUAUUUGAGAAAAAUACCUACCUAUCGAAAAUCUUUAGUGCUUUGACUAUCUGAAUUUCUGGUAUUUUGUAGAGUAUAUAGGAGUAGUUCCCACUCUCUGUUUUCCGUGACUUCCUAAAUUUUCCAUUAACAUGGCAAUUUUAAUUAAUCCAACUACGUAUUCCUAAACACGACCCGUGCGUCUGCCGGAGAAAUAGAUAAUAACCAACAAGACCCUUCUGUUUUAGUGAUGUUUGAAGCUAUCAGUUACGUAUAUACUGGAAAAAAAAACCCACCUGAGAUCUAGUCCUGUUGUUAUCAUUUAGCUUUCUGUCUUGCCAGAUCUCGGCUGGCCGAGGAAUUCUUUUUCUUACAUUUUUUUAACUAUCGUUUUUUGACAAGACGAAUACAGUUACUUUUGAAAUAUUUUUUUUUCUUUACCGAAAACCUAGUUAAAUCGUUUGAAUAUAUCUUUGUGUAAAAUCUUAUUUUAAGUUCAUCGUGAUUAUCUUUAGUUGGUAAUGUGGAUAUUUUGUUAAAUGUUUGUUUUCUGUUGAAUUUUUUGAUUGGGGUUCCUCAUGGAGAGUAAUUUAUGUCGCAUAAUCUUAUCCCAGUGUACAUGCGUUUAAAUGAAUUUAAAUGUCAGACGAGUUAUCCCCAGCAAUACAGAAUUUGAAAGCUGGCUUUUCUAUGCUAUGUGUAUGAAUAUAUUUCUUUGAAUACAUUAAAAAUUAUUGAAGAGAAAAAUAAAAACAUGAAAAACUUA